AUGUCUGGUGGAAGAGGCGUCCGUGGACCAUCGGGGAGUAACGACUGUCGGAUAUACGUGGGGAAUCUCCCUCCCGAUAUCCGCCAAAAGGACCUGGAAGACUUAUUUUACAAGUAUGGACCCAUACGUGAUGUGGAUCUGAAAAACGGACGUGCAGGACCACCGUUUGCCUUCGUGCAGUUCGAGGACCCGAGGUGACCCGCAGUAACUCCCCACCCCCACCCCCCACCACGUUAACUCAGGGAUCCUUUGUUACCCCCUAAAAUGCUACCAUGCGUGUAUUUUCUGAUUUGGAUGUUUAUAUUUGUGCGAUUUUUCUUUAACAUGUCUAAACCUGUUGUAGCUGCGCACGUGCUUUAACGCAGCUCAUCCGGAGGGCUGGUGAUGCGUUUAUGGACGUUUUUGGCGCCAGUACUCUGAGGUGCUUUCGAAUAGUUAUGCAUGACACCGAGAUGAGUUUUCAAUCUGUAAUUUCACCCGUUACGGCUGUUAAUUUGAGCCGGAUAAAUUGAGGUGUGAUUCUGUUUUGUUAGGGAACCAGUUUCAUGUGGCACACACCUGCCAUACAGGUCUGCUAUAUCAAAUCCCUUCGCUUAAAGGACAGUUAUCGGAUACUGUUCCGAUUAACCGGCAAACAAGUCGGUUAAAGGCAUUGUGAGAUAAUCGUCUAACCUAGUGGUUCUCAACUGAUCGGUCCCGACCCAAAAUGGGUCCCAGACACGUUCUGGAUGGGUCGUGAACAGCUGGUCAAAAAAAUAAAUAUUUAAUGCGAUAUUUAUUAGAUAUUCGAUAUUUUUGGUUUAAGCAACUUCAGUAGUUGUCCCCUUCAUGUGCUCUGAAAUGCACUUAACUCAGUAAAACAAGUGGAUUUAUGUUAAAGAUUAUAGUCUUUUAAAGGUUUUUUUUCAACAAAAAAUAAUUUGCUUGGUUUGAAUUCUGUAAAAGUGGGUCACGACUGAAGGACCAUGGGAAAAUGUGGGUCCCAGAGUUAGACCAGUUGAAAACCACUGGUCUAACCUGUGUUCAAUGAGAUCCGUGCCUCUGCAGACAGUGCAGGCAGCCUCGCUGGUAUAGUUGCCUCAAAGUAAUGUCAAGAUAAGAUGUUCCUUUAAUAGUCCCACAGGGGGAAAUCCACAAUUUUAGCCAUGUGCUGAAAUGAAUUAUGAAUUUAUUCAUAACCUGCCUUUGACUAGGAUGUGUUUUACAAUAAAACGUCCUCACUUAAUGUUGAUUUUUUUAAUGGUUUGAUGAUUAUCAACCACUGAAGUUGUAGUGGUCAAUAGUAGUUAGCCAUUACAAGCUUUUUUAAAUUACACUUGGUGGUUGAAUAGUUUUGAUCUUAAAGAAAAUGUCUCAUUAAGCCAAGAACAAUGUUUAAUUUUUUAAUGUACCGUAUUUGACUCUAUACCCAACUUGGUGGUCUUUAAACCCCAGAUCUCCAUCAUGAGAGAAAAAUGGUUUCAACAACUCAGCAAAAAUGAUAUAUUUCCUAUGUUUCAUAAGCGUGAUCCAUCAGUCCUUUUGCGACCACAAACCAAUGGGCUGACUCCAGAGAUGAUCUUUCAGGUCUUGUGAGUCGGCCUGCAUUUUCUUGUUAAUCUGAAUUUUCUAGAAAGUAACCAUUAUUUUCACAGGGAUUCUGAGGAUGCCGUUUACGGACGUGAUGGUUACGACUAUGAUGGCUACCGCCUGCGUGUUGAGUUUCCUAGAAGUGCAAGGGGAGGUGGAGGAGGAGGAGGUGGUGGUGGUGGUGGUGGAGGAGCAAUGGGACCACCAAGGGGAAGGUAUGGUCCCCCCUCCCGACGCUCUGAGUACAGACUCCUGGUAUCAGGUAAAUUAUGGGGGCCUCAGCCUGUAUCUGACCUCAGAUUAACUGAUAAAUACACAAGUCCUGAUUUACCUUUUUUUUUUUUCCCCAUCAGGUCUCCCUCCCAGUGGAAGCUGGCAGGACCUAAAGGAUCACAUGCGAGAGGCAGGGGAUGUAUGUUAUGCUGACGUGUACCGUGAUGGCACUGGGGUGGUGGAGUUUGACCGCAAAGAAGACAUGAGCUAUGCUCUUCGUAAAUUGGACAACACCAAGUUCCGCUCCCAUGAGGUAUGCAAAUAUUAACGGUCUAAUACAUUCUCGGGCGUAGACUCUUGAGACUAUUUUUGGAAAUGAAGAGUUUCACAAAUGAAGGAUAGAAACAGGGUAGUAAAAAAUGGUCCAUAAGUAAAAAUGUUGAUGAAACGGGGUUUUGAUCUUUAUUUCAUGCUGUGUCUGUCUUUGUGGACUAAUGAUUGCUUCCCAUGAUGGUCAUAUGGGGGGUUAUUUUUAAUGAUUGUCUGCUGUAUCAGAUCAUUCAACUCAUUCUGAUGUAUUUUGUUCUCGUGUAAGAUCUGCUACUGGUUGAACAGAUUGUUACAGAGAAAAGAAAAUCUAUUUGGACUUGUCUGGCUUUCUGUACAGUACUUGCACAUGCUAUCAAAAUACGUUAUGGGUCUGUAGCAUUCUCAGCCCAUUCUCAAGAUUUUCACAGAAGUUUUGAAAAAUAUAAUAUUUAAGUUUUUAUUAGGGGAACAUCACAUAUCACCAGAAACAGUGAUAGCAGUCAGCGUGCCUACAGGAGAGGUCUGGCUGUUCAAUAACAGAAAGUGUGAACUCUAAAAUUUUACAAUGUCAUUUAGCUGACUCCAAAGUGAAGCACAUUUGAGACUCUAUAAAGUAAACUAAGGACAGACAUAAAAUCAUCAAAUGUGUUAAUAAUUCAAGAAAACUAGUCCAUGCUUUAAUUCAGAAACUGCUUCUGCAGGUGCUUUAUCACCAGCACUCCUUCAACAUAAUUAAUGCCAUUACUCACCUCGAGCUGGACGUCUACUAAUGUGUUUAUCUUUGUGUGUUAAGGGGGAGACAGCCUACAUCCGUGUGAAGAUGGAUGGUCCUCGCAGCCCCAGCUACGGUCGUUCCCGCUCCCGUAGUCGCAGUCGAAGCCGAAGCAACUCCCCUCGCCGAGGCAGAGGGUCUCCACGUUAUUCUCCCCGGCGCUCCCGUUCCCGAUCCCGCUCCCGCUCUCGCACCUAG
Xyrichtys novacula (pearly razorfish) is the source of this 3061-nucleotide messenger RNA. Lineage: Eukaryota; Metazoa; Chordata; Actinopteri; Labriformes; Labridae. The record is from the annotation of a GenBank genome assembly.